GCACCAGCAGCCGGCCUAUAUAUGCAUAGGGAAACCAGCACUUCCCUCGUCGCUCGAUCUCUCAGGCCGGCCCUCAUCAGCUCGAUCGUCUACAUCAUCAUCAGAGAGUGGAGAUAUGGAGCAGCGGCGCGGCGCGGCGGAGCUUGAGCUUCCGGGUUUCCGGUUCCACCCGACGGAGGAGGAGCUGCUGGAGUUCUACCUGAAGCAGGCGGCGGAGGGGAAGAAGCUCAAGUUCGACAUCAUCCCGAGGGUGCAGCUGUACCGGCACGAGCCCUGGGAGCUGCCGGGCCUGGCGCGCAUCGGCGAGCGCGAGUGGUACUUCUUCGUGCCGCGCGACCACCGCAAGCAGCAGCAGGCCCGCCCCAGCCGCACCACGGAGCGCGGCUUCUGGAAGGCCACGGGGUCGGACCGCGCCGUGCGCUGCUCCGCCGACCCCAAGCGCCUCAUCGGCCACAAGAAGACGCUCGUCUUCUACGAGGGCCGCGCGCCGCGGGGCACCAAGACCGACUGGGUCAUGAACGAGUACCGCCUCCCCGACGCCGCCGGAAAUCAGCAGCAGGAGGACAUUGUGCUGUGCAAGAUCUACCGCAAGGCGGUGUCGCUCAAGGAGCUGGAGCACCGGGUGGCCAUGGAGGAGCUCGCGCGCGCCUCCCCCGCGUGCACGCCGUCGGCCGACACCGCCGGCUCGCCCGCCGACUCCACCAUGUCCUCGUCGCCAUCGGACCACCACCCGCAGGGCGGCGGUGUACCCCAACACGGGGAUGAGAUCAUGAUGAAGAAGGAGGUUAUGAUGGCCGACGAGUCGACGGCGGUGCUGAGGCCGGCGACGCUGAGCCUGCCGCAGCUGGAGGUGGCGAAGCAGCAGCAGCAGCAGGAGUGGGUGAUGCAGGACCCCUUCCUGACGCAGCUGCGGAGCCCCUGGAUGGAGAGCUGGUCGCCAUACUUCGCCAGCAGCGUCCUCAACUUGUAAUAAUCAACCAUCGAUCAUCACAUAUAGCCGCCGCUGAUAGUCAUAUUCUACUUACACACACAGAGAUCUACUAGUAUACGUAGGUUUUACGUACAUACGCCGCGUGUACGGAGUCAGAGUGUAUUAGAUAGUAGCUACCAACAUUAUAUAUAUACAGUAUAUAUAUAGCUCAUGAGUAUGGUACCAUGUCUCUUCUAUAUACACAUAGCUAAAAAGACUAAAUGGAAGAGAAAAACUUUAGUA
Messenger RNA from Panicum virgatum (switchgrass), 1213 nucleotides. Its product is annotated as NAC domain-containing protein 22-like. Gene Ontology annotation, biological process: regulation of DNA-templated transcription. Lineage: Eukaryota; Viridiplantae; Streptophyta; Magnoliopsida; Poales; Poaceae. The coding region runs from base 116 to 970 and encodes 284 amino acids. The record is from RefSeq and is a predicted model, not a curated record. The transcript has a single exon. Gene Ontology annotation, molecular function: DNA binding.